UGGGUUCGCAAUGCAUGAUGGUUAAAAGCAGUUGUCAUGAGAAAAGAAUAUGGCGGUCUAAACAUUCGGCAUUGGAAGUUUGCGAAGAACUGAACUGAUGAAGAAGAUGAACGAUUACAACACGAAUUUUGCUGUUUCUUAGAGUGACUAUUUCACUACAAGGCCAUGGAUUCCCCACACUAUUCCGAGUCUGAAUUGACAUCAGAGUCUGGAGUAGGUGGCUCACCUGAACCGAUUAUGGACCUGGGCUACAAUGACAUCUCACCGCAGAACGUCAGCGAGCUGUUUGUGACUCCCAACACGGGAUCCCGGCCGGCGCAGAGUGCCCCCGCCACGCUACAGACGACGCCGUUCGAUGCCAUCUCGGCUGCGUUUCUGGAGAGCGCAUCCCCACCGGCUCACUUACUGCCGAGUACCGAUGAAGAGGAACCCUUAUCCAGACAGAACGGAACAACAACGUCUAAGACCGUGAAGUUUGCCGGCACCCCGCAGUAUUUCCAGGCGACUAUAGCUGCACAGAGGCGGGGCCUUGACCUAAAAGCCAGGCUGUACGAUCGACCACAGGAUGCCCAGGUGUACCAGACUAUUCGACCAGCUGGUAUCCCGAACAGGAAGACACAGAACGGAGUCAAUGGAACAUCUAAUCUAUCAGCGGUGCCGCACCCCCCACCCUCUAGAGUCCCAGCCCCUGGGGGCGCCCUACGGACCACCCUGUAUAAGCGAGACCAUGCCAGGAUCCACAUGAAGAGACAAGGAAGCAAGUCAUCACUGCUGGAGGAGGAGACUAAGCAGCAGAAGCCAAACAAAUCUGAAAUUGAACCUAAACCUCCUUCCGAUGUCAAACCAACAAGUGCUCCAGAACGGAUCGCCCCAGAGGAAAUACAGUUCCGCGAUGUGCACAAGCCAGCAAUCUCCCAUUCCCACUUGGACGUACCCGGGGCUGCCAGCGGCACGUCCGUUGCCCCUACCUCACCUCUGAUGCAGCUCACAAAGAAAGAGUUCACCCCUGACCCCUCGGUGACCUCUGACCUGGGUGACUCGCCCUCACCUCCGUCUUCCCCCUCCGGUUCCCGUAAGCAGGACCCGAGGAUGGUGUUUAUGUACUUGAAGACAAACAAAUUUGAUGACACAGCGCCAGAUAUAGACAGCUUGACAUAUCAUCUGCGGCGGAUGCGAGGUGUCAUGGAGCUGGUGGUAGACUUACCAAGACAUGGACCCACGGUCAAGGCAGAGAUGAUAGGCAUUGAAGACAGGUUGCUGGAACCAGCCAAGCAUAGUAUUGAGGCACAGCUCAAAUCCAAGCAAAAGCAUUUGUUUGGAAGACCAGAGGAUCCUGGUGAGUUUGUGUACGCACUCCCCCGCGAUCGUUACAACCCUAGGGGGCGCUAUAACCCUUACAGCCUGCAGGUGGUGUCACCACAGGAAGCCCGGACAUCAAGGAUGUACUUUACGGCCAGUGCUACCGCUGUGACCCUGUGCAUUCAAGAGAGUGAGGAUGAAGAUUAUGAGGAGUUAACUCACACAAUGCAGUGGCUGUAUGAACGCCGUCUCUUCCACGCUAUCUUUGAUCUACCUGUCUUUGUCAAAUUUCGAAUUUGGAAGGCCUUUAAAAUGUGGAAAAGCAACGUCCGAGCUCUCAAGAAAUCCAGCAGCAAGACCGUUAUGCACCGUCAGCUCUUCGCAGCCAACGAGAUUCUGCAGCGCUGCCUGCUGCACAUCCGCAGCCAAUGCGAAGCAGCCUGCAGCAGCCUGUCAGGGGACGGGGACGGAGAGAAAUCCAUCACCUUGCUCAAGCUAGACUCUCGCUCCAGGCUGACACUAGAGGACUUCUGCGUUGACCAGGCCGAGCAGUGCGACGUGGCCCUGCUGAAACUCAUGCACAUGAGGGAUAAGAUUGUACGGCUGGCCUUUGAGUGCUGUGCGAAAGUGGCUGAAAUGGAGGGUGUCACCCAAACAUUGCUUCCUAACUCAGGCCCUCUCACCAAGAAGGUUGAUCCCUCCAAAAAUAAGAACAAGACGGGCACAAAGACAACUGGAGAAAAACAAAAAAAAACCGGCCCAUCAUACACAGACAUGGCAGAAUGGCGCAGCAUCCUUGCCCGUCUGUCCUGUUUCCUGCGGGCCGCUGACUAUCUGAUCCUGGAGAUGCUGCACCGCUUGGUCAAGACAGCCGUGCACACUCUCAAGGGGUUCCUGGGCACCUCCGUUACUACCGGCCAGGAGUUGGCCAAGAAAGAAGCAGAGGAUAAUGAGGAGGAGUACGGAGACAGCUACAUGCCAAGAAAGAAAACCACCGGUUUCUCGCGGAGGCUGGGCAUGACAACAGACGCUGACAGCCAGGAUGGCUCGAGGUGUGGCUCAGCUACCAAGGACCAGACCGUCCAUUAUGACUUUGAUAAACCAGUGGAGGAGGCAGCCCCUGUUGAUAUAGACCAGGUUCUGGAAGACAUCAAACAGCAGGAGUUUGUGGAGAUGCCACCAGAGCCAGUCUUUGGGGUCCAGCUUGUGUUGAAUGUGCCAGAAUUGAGGAAAGCCAAUUCUAGGGCAACGUCCAUGUCCAGGAGGUCUUCUCAUUCCAGAGCGAGUCGGAGCAUCAGUAAAUCCAUGUCAUCACUCAAGAAGAAGAUGGUGACGUUCCCUGAUCAGCAACCCCUGACCAGCAGCAGCGAGAGUGAAACGGAUAGCUCAGAUGAGAGUGACAUGGAGGGAUCCAUCGUCGACAAUCCAGACGAUGAAGAUGUAGAGGUCAAAACGGAGAGAUUUAAUGAAGAGAGUGCAUAUGCCUACCCAGAAAGGACACCAAGAGAGGAGAAGAAAGUGGACACUACCAAGGUGUUUGUGAGUCUGGCUCCGAGCCAGGACCAAUUUAUAUCCAAGAUGAGAGGUGUCAUCGCUGGCCUGGAACACACAGUCGGUCAGGUGGGUGCCCUGCAACGUGAUCCUUACCUAUCAGUCUUCUGGUGCCCACCCCGCUAUGAUCUCAAGCUAUCCACACCCAUCCAGGAGGAAGAUGAUACCAGGAGGCCGUGGCCAGACUUGGAGCUGCUCUUUGGGGAGGAUCCUGAAUACAAGACCAUGGUGCACGAUGUGCUUAGUCUGGUAGCCGAGAACGUGGCCUCGGUUACGGAGUACAGUAAGAACUUUGAGCAAUACUGUGAGAUGGUCCACGCGGCCCGUCAAGUGAACGUGGAACACUCCAUGAGCAAACACGUCUGGACACCAGAGGAGUUCCACCAUGUCCUGUCCACCCACACUGAAAUGAUCCGUUCCAUGACUGUAAUGGAAGUUCAGCGCAGGCGCAGUAUGAUCAUGGUACUCGGCCAGAACUUCAAGGAGGCCUGCAUGCCAUAUCCCAACGAGGUCCUGGAUGCCAUCCUAGCACGGCUACCGGUCAUUGCCAACGAGAGAAAUGAGAACCUCAUUAAGGUUAUCAAGGGUGCAUCUAAGAAGCUGGACCACCCACCCCAGUCUGUGGAGGAGUUUGUGGAGCACCUUGCUUUCCUUUCCCAAACUGCCUCUGAGCUGUCCAAACUGGACGAGGAAUACAAUGUGGUCACACGGCUCUUCACCAUCGCCAGGAAUUUCAACAUGCCCAUCCAGCCUGAGGAACUGGCUCUCUACCAGACCCUCAUGCCCAGUUUCACACAUCUGAAGACUGUAAUCAUCUAUUGUGAAGCCAAGAAAGAUGAAAACAUCAGUAAAUUCAGCGACGACCUCAACAGCCACAUACAAGCUCUUCAGGCUGAGACAUACGACAUCCGCAACCACGUCCAAGAACCCACCCUCCUGAGCUCCGACACUCUGCCCGUGGUGGCCCUAGAGAACAUGAAGCUGCUUCACGACAGCCUGAGCACGCUGACCAUCAAGGCUCGCAGCUAUGCCAGCUACCAAGACCGCUUUGGCAGCUCCAUAUCACGCCAGUCCAAACUCAAAGGAUUUGCUGACGAGUCUCUCAUGUCCGACUACUCCGACAGCGGCGUCAGUGCCCAGCAAGUCUUGAACGACCUCUCGGAGGUCGAGCGCGACCUCCAGCUGCGUCGUUUGCUGUGGGAGAGCACUAUGGAGUGGGGAAGGCUCGUGGAUGAAUGGACGGCCAGUCAGUUUGACAAGCUGAACGUGGACAUUGUGCAGAAGAACGUCAACAGGUUCACCCAGACUGUCUACAUGCUGGAGAAAGGCCUGCCGCCCAAUGAGGUCUUGCCUCGUCUCAAGGAGCGAGUGAUUGAUUUCAAGCAAGGCAUGCCUAUCAUGACGGCGCUGCGUAACCCUGCCCUCAGGCCCCGCCACUGGCAGGAAAUACAGGACCUGAUUGGUAGACACAUCGUCCGGGACAAGAACUUCACUCUGGGCAAGUUUAUGGACCUACAGUUAUUUCAAUACAAGGACAAAAUCAAUGAUAUCUCCACACAGGCAAGCAACGAAGCAACUCUGGAAAUUAUGCUGAACAAGGUGAUUGACCUGUGGCAGGGUACCGAUUUCCGACUGAUCCCCCACAGCAACAGGGACUUUAUGAUCAUCGCCGGAGCGGACGACAUUACUCAGCAGCUGGAGGAGAGCCAGGUCACCAUAGCAACCAUCCGGGGCUCCCGAUUUGUCGCUCCAAUUAAAGCUCUAGUUGAAGAGUGGGAUCGUAAGCUGAAUGUCUUCUCCCGUACCUUGGACGAGUGGAUGAACUGCCAGCGCAACUGGCUCUACCUGGAGCAGAUCUUCUUGGCCCCUGAUAUUCAGAGGCAGUUACCCAGUGAGGCUAAGUUGUUUGCAGCGGUGGAUAAGUCUUGGAAGGAUAUCAUGCGACGGACUGAGGACCGGCCCAAUGCGCUGAGGGCUGCCGUAGCACCAGGCGUGCUGGAGAUACUGCAGACUAACAACUCCAACUUGGAGAAGAUUCACAAGUGUCUAGAGGACUAUCUAGAGACCAAGCGCCUGGUCUUCCCUCGUUUCUACUUCCUGAGUAACGAUGAGCUGUUGGACAUUCUAGCACAGAGCAAGAACCCCGAUGCUGUGCAGCCCCAUUUGGUGAAGUGCUUUGGUAACAUCAAGAGUCUAGAGAUAGUGAAGGAACCCAAGCUGCCUCCCACUGUCAGGACCAUGGUGUCUGCUGAGGGGGAGGUCAUACUCAUGCCAAAGAAUGUGCGAGCCCGUGGUCCGGUGGAGCAGUGGCUCGGCAGCGUGGAGUCAGCAAUGUUUGACACGGUCAAAAGAUGUAUGAAAUUCUCAAUGAUGGAUCGACGUCUGCAAUCUGCAUGGGCGGACUCCAGCACCUAUUCUUUCGAAAAUUUCAAAGAGUGUGUCCAUCGAUGGGGACGUAAUCUUCAGGACUGGGUCUUGAGUCAUCCCGGCCAAGUGGUGCUUACUGUGGUGCAGAUUAUGUUCAACCGUGACGUAGUGGCCAGUUUGGAAUCCCCCGAUCCCGGCUCGGCCCUGAUAGACACCAGGGACAAGCUGGUCCUCCGCCUGAACACCUUAGCGGGCAUGGUAACCAAGGCCUUGAGUUCCCACCAGCGCCACAGCGUGGAGGCUCUCAUUACCAUCGUGGUACACGCCAGGGAUAUCCUGAAUCACAUGAUUGAGGCUAAAGUUCGUCGCAGUGACGACUUUGAUUGGACCAGGCAACUGCGCUACGAAUGGGACGAGCAACACAACACCUGUAUGGUCCAACAAGCCAACGCCUCAUUCCAGUACGGCUAUGAGUACCUGGGAUGCUCCAGUCGGCUGGUCAUCACCCCCCUGACUGACCGAUGCUAUCUGACGCUGACUGGUGCCCUGUACCUACACUUGGGUGGUUCGCCUGCCGGGCCGGCCGGUACCGGCAAGACGGAGACGGUCAAGGACCUGGCUAAGGCCGUGGGGAAACAGUGUCUGGUGUUUAACUGCUCAGAGGGCCUAGACUACAAGAUGAUGGGCAAGUUCUUCUCAGGCCAGGCUCAGUCAGGCAGCUGGUGUUGCUUUGAUGAGUUCAAUCGUAUCGACCUAGAGGUGCUGUCUGUCAUUGCUCAGCAGCUGCACAGCAUCAAGACUGCUAAGGAUCAGAAUGCACUCAGGUUUGUGUUUGAGGGUCGGGAUAUACGACUUAACAGCACAUGUGGCGUGUUCAUCACGAUGAAUCCUAGCUAUGCAGGUCGUGUGGAAUUGCCAGACAACCUGAAAUCCCUGUUCCGUCCCGUGUCCAUGAUGGUGCCAGACUACGCCCUGAUCGCGGAGAUCAUGCUGUUCUCCGAGGGAUUCACUUCAGCCAAAUCCCUGUCCAAUAAGAUCGUCAAUCUUUACCAGCUUGCUAGCAAGCAGCUGUCGCAACAGGACCAUUAUGAUUUUGGGAUGCGUGCUAUCAAGUCAGUCUUGGUCAUGGCUGGACAGAAGAAACGACAAAUGCAGUCGGAAUUUCAGGGUGUAACCCUAUCUGAGGAGCAAGAAGCCUUCAUUCUCAUCCAUUCCUUGCGAGAUGCCAACCUGCCCAAGUUCCUGGCAGAAGACGUGCCGUUGUUUGAGAGCAUACUGGCCGACCUCUUCCCGGGUGUCAACCCACCGGCACCAGACUCGGGAGCUCUUGAGAAAGCGAUUUCCAUGGCGAUCCGAGACCUAGGACUCCAACACUGGCCCAACCAGAUAGACCAGGUCAAGCAGCUGCACAGUCAGAUCCUUGUGCGACACGGUGUCAUGCUGGUCGGUCCGACAGGGGGUGGCAAGACAGCCGUCCGUACCAUCCUGCAGAGGGCCUUAGUCCUGCUACCCACGAUACACAUGGGGGAGCAUGAGAUGCAGACCGGCUUGCAAGUCAUGAAAACCUACGGCAAGAAAGGCCGGGUGGAAACAUUCGUCAUCAACCCCAAGUGUGUCAAGAUGGGAGAGCUGUACGGCCAGACCAACCCCAACACCUUAGAGUGGACGGAUGGCCUGCUGGCAUCGGCUGUCCGUCGGUUUGCUAAGGAAGCCUCCGAGCUUACCCACGGUGGAGGGGAGGAGGGAGACAGAUCCACCACCGUGGGGAGUGUCACACCCAGGGGAGACAGGCCCACGUCUCAGUUGACCACCCCGCGGACCCCCCAGUCCACGGCCGCAGACUCCCACCAUCCACAUGACAGCGGCCUGGCCGACGAACACAAACUCUUGGAAGACAGGAGCAGUGCCAGCGACAGAACCCAAGCCAAUCACGGUGACGAGAUCCCCCAGGACUGGCAGUGGCUAAUCCUGGACGGGCCCGUGGACACUCUGUGGGUGGAGAACCUCAACACCGUGUUGGAUGACAGUAAGCUGCUCUGUCUGGCUAACGGGGAGAGGGUGGGACUCACCCCAGGAAUGAGACUGCUGUUUGAGGUGGAUAACUUGUCGCAAGCCAGCCCAGCUACUAUCAGUAGAUGCGCCAUGGUGUACUUGGAUCCAGUGGAUCUAGGCUGGAGGCCGUAUGUAAGGACCUGGCUGUCUAAGUUACCCAGAGAUAUUCCGGAGAGUGGCAAACGGCACCUCCACGAGCUGUUUGAGAAGAGCCUGGACAAGGGUCUGGAGUUUACUAGUUGCUACACCGCCUAUCAGAUAGUGGCAGCCACCGACAUGAGCAUAGUGGCCAUGCUGUGCCAUCUCCUACAUGCAUUCCUGGAGUUCCUGGGCAAAAAUGGAGGCUACGGUAGCCCAGAUGAGGAGCGUCCAGCGAGCGCCGAUAGCACCGGUCGGCCUCCGUCUCGUUCCAACGGCCGACGAGCAUCGAGAAGAGAGGAGAAGAAAAAGGAGAAGGAAAAAGAAAAAGAGAAAGAACGCAAAGAGAAACUCCGACAGCAGUCUAAACACAGCUCCAAGGAGUGGUACUUGACAAAGCACCCCGACCAGCUUCUGACACUUCUCGGCAAGAUCUUUGUCUUCUGCUACACCUGGUCGGUGGGCGGCAACCUCAAGAGAGAGGACGACAGCGAAGAUGACGGCGGCAUCUCAGUCGCGCCUCGGACAACUGGCGGAGGGGGAGGAGCCAAGGCAAAGAAAGCGGACAUUCCUGAUCUGAACAUUGCCUAUGAGUUUGACACCUUUGUGCACGAUAUGUUUGAUACAGAACCCCCACUAGGUGUGCGUCUGCCGUCCGGUAGCCGGACCAUCUUCCACUACUUUGUGAGCACCGAGAGCGGCAAGUUUGUACCCUGGGAUGAACUGGUUCCCUCCACUAAGUCCCUGAUUGACAAGGGAGUCAGUCACGUCUCGCUGGGGGAACAGAUGGGCCUGACUACCCAGAUGAGCAAGAAGGCAACGCGGGAGGAUAACGAACUGGUACCGACUGUGGAUACCGUCCGGUAUUCUUUCCUCGUGGGCUUACUGCUGGUCAACAGACACCCUGUCUUGCUUACAGGUGACUCUGGAGUGGGCAAAUCGGCCAUCGUCGGCCACAUGCUCAAACUCUUGAGCAAAGAGAAAGGAGCCACCACCCAGCUGGGUACCAUCCUAGGUGAUGUCUUCCAUUACUCAGAGCGGGGUACCAACAUCCUAUCUAAUAUCAGUGCCUUGACAGCUGGGAUACUAGGGGACGAUGACGCGGACAGCGGUAUCGGUGUUGCAGACACCAUGGAUUUGACCUUCAUCACUGGCCAGGUGCGACGUGCUACCGGUACCAGCGGUAUGGUCACUACUACGCUACAGCUGAGUGCUCAGACCACGGCGGCUAGAGUACGGGCCCAGAUUGAGCACAAGCUGAUCAAGAAGGGACGAGACACCAUGGUGGGGCCAAGAGGCAAAAAGGUCCUUGUUUUUGUGGAUGAUCUGAACCUACCCGCCCCCGAGGUCUAUGGAGCCCAACCCCCACUGGAGCUGCUCAGACAGUUCUUAGAGUUUGGAGGAUUCUAUGACACCAAAAAACUUGCCUGGAAGAAUAUACUGGAUGUAACUCUUUGUGGGGCCUGUGCUCCCAUGGGAGGUGGCAGAAACCCAGUCAGUCCGAGACUUCUCAAACAUUUCUGCAUGAUGGCCUUGCCUCAGCCCUCGGUGCGUUCCCUCCAGCACAUCUACCAAGUCCAGCUAGGUCGCUUCCUGGAGAACCAGAACUUCUUACCGGAGAUACGAGAGCUCCUGACUCCCUUGGUGUCAGCAUCCAUUGCCGUCUACUACAAGAUGUGCGUCAAUAUGUUGCCAACCCCGGCCAAGUCACACUACACCUUUAACCUGAGAGAUCUCUCAAAGGUUAUCCAGGGCCUGUUGCAAGCCGACGAGACGGUCAUCACGUCCACAGACUCGGCCGCGUUGCUCCUGGCCCAUGAAGCCACCCGGGUCUUCCACGACAGACUGGUGGAUGAGCCUGACAGAAAACGAUUCUUUGAAUUCCUAGCCGAUGAUCUCCACAACUACUUCAAGGUGAAGUGGACCCCCGAGAAGCUUCAUGAUGAGCCCAUAUUGUUCGGUGACUUUCUGGACUUGAAUGCCCCCUCUGUUGACAGAGUUUAUCGUCACAUCAGCGAUUACGAUAAGCUGGCCCAGAUACUAGAGGAGUACAUGGUGCGAGUGGACUAUGGCGCAGGCCAGGGUUCCCAACUCAUCUUCUUCAAGGAGGCGCUAGAGCACAUCGUCCGAGCGGCUCGCGUCUUCAACCAGCCCGGGGGUCACAUGGUCCUAGUCGGUCUGGAUGGGACAGGCAAGGCCAGCACUGCCCAGCUGGCUAGCCAUGUCUCUGGCUGUGUGCUGUACCGAUUGACUCUGACCCGGGGCUACGGACAGAGCGACUUCAGGGACGAUUUAAAGAAAGUGUUCCGGAUCGCCGGGGUGCAGGACAGCAACACGGUCUUCUUGCUGACUGACAGUGAUAUUGUCAAGGAAACGUUCUUGGAGGACAUUAACUGCGUGCUGAACUCUGGCGAGGUGCCCGACCUGUUUGACAACGACGACCUGGACUCCAUCACCAUGGACAUGAAAAGAGCCGCCGCCGAGGCCGAGAUACCGGACACCAGGGAAGCCGUCUACCAGUUUUUCAUCCAGCGAGUACGUUCACGACUCCAUGUUGUCUUAGCAACCAGCCCUGCCGGAGACGCCUUCCGUCAGAGAUGUCGGACCCAUCCUUCUCUUGUCAACUGCUGUACCUUGGAUUGGUUUGAUGAGUGGAGCGAGGAGGCCAUGCUGCGCGUGGCCCAUGUCUAUCUGGGACAGGUUGACUUCCAGGGGAUCAGUGGUGAUCAGGAUCCUGUGAACCUGAAGGACAACAUAGCCCACGUCUGCGUGGACAUUCACAAGGACAUCACCCAUCAGACGGUCAAGUAUUAUGAGGAGAUGAGGAGACAUUUCUACAUCACACCCAGCAGCUACUUGAAUCUUAUCCAGCUCUACUCCAACAUGCUGAAAGAACAGAAACAGCGUGUCAUGGAUAGCAAAAAUCGAUUGUUUAUUGGUCUCUCCAAGCUGUCCGAAGCCAACUCCCUGGUAGAUGCCAUGCAGGAAGAGUUAGUCAAUCUAGGACCUAAGAUUGAAGAAAAAGCAAGAGACACAGAAUUACUCCUGGAGCAGUUAUCCAAAGACCAAGAAGCCGUGGAUCAGGUGCGAUUCAUCGUGCAGCAAGAAGAGGCCACCAUGCAAAGAGAAACGCAGAUUGUGCAAGACUACGCCGACCAAGCCCAGCAGGACCUUCAGUCCGUCAUGCCAGCCUUACAAGAUGCCAUCGCUGCCUUGGAUUCCCUGGACAAGUCAGACAUCUCAGAGAUCCGUGUCUACACCAACCCACCAGACCUAGUCAUGCAGGUCAUGGCAGCCGUCUGCGUCUUGCUGCGACACAAGCCAGACUGGAGCACCUCCAAGCAUCUACUGGCGGACGCUGGUUUCCUCAAGAGGCUGGUCAUGUUUGACAAGAACAGCGUGCCGGACAAGGUUUAUGGCCGACUGAAAAAGUACACCUCCAUGCCAGACUUUAUCCCAGAGAAGGUGGGCCAGGUGUCGUCAGCUUGUAAAUCCAUCUGUCAGUGGGUGCUGGCCCUGCAGCAUUAUGGAGAAGUCUGCAAGAUGGUGAAGCCAAAGCAGAAGCGAGUGGAGGAGGCCAAGGAAGCGCUCAGUCUCGCCCAGGAGAGCCUCCAGGAGAAACAGGCCAGCCUCUCCAAGAUUCAAGAACACCUGCAGAUGUUGCAGCAGCAGUACGACGACAGCGUGGCACAGCGGGAAUCGCUGCGAGAACGCAAGGCACUGACCACGCUGAGACUCAAGAGGGCGUCUGUGCUCAUCAUGGCACUGGCUGGCGAAAAGAUCCGCUGGGAAGAUUCCAUGGUAGACCUGGAGUCCAAACUCAUGGGCGUAGUGGGCGACACCCUGGUGUCUGCCGCCAGCAUAGCCUACUUGGCCGUCUUCACUGCACCCUACCGCAAGGCCAUGAUUCAGAAAUGGUGGACGGCUUGCAAAGAGAAAGAGAUCCCCGUCUCAGAGGGUUACACGUUGGUGGGAGCCAUGACUGAGCCAAACACGGUGCGUAAGUGGCACACUGAGGGCCUACCGCAGGAUAGUCACUCGACAGAGAACGCCAUCUUUGUCAAGAUGGGCCAUCGCUGGCCCCUCAUGAUUGAUCCACAGGGACAGGCACACAAGUGGAUUUGUGAGAUGGAAGGCUCAGCCUUAAAGAAAGUUGAAGCUAGCGACCCCAACUACAUGAGGACCCUUGAGACAUCCAUCCGUGUUGGAGAACCAGUGCUGCUGGAGAACGUGACCGAGAUACUGGACCCAGGAUUGAGACCCAUCCUGAUGAAGGAGAUCACACGCAAAGGCGGACAAGAUGUCAUCCGUAUAGGAGACACAGAGAUUGAGUACAACCAGCACUUCAGGUUGUACAUGACAACAACGAUGCCCAACCCACACUACCUACCAGCCGUCUGCAUCAAAGUCAUCCUCAUCAACUUCACUGUUACAUUUGAUGGGCUACAGGACCAGCUGCUCUCAACCGUCGUUCAGCAGGAGCAACCAGUCUUGGAGCAGCAGCGCGGUGAGCUGUUGGAGAGCAUAGCUAGGGAUCUGACCAUGCUGAGAGAUCUAGAAGACAAGUCACUCAGUCUGCUGCAGAAAUCCGAAGGUCAUAUCUUGGAUGAUCAGGACUUGGUGGAUACCCUGGAUAAGAGCAAAAGGAUGUCACAGGAGGUUCAGAAAAGAGUGGAAGAAUCAGAGGAGACACAGCAGAAGAUUGAUUUGGCUCGCAAGAAAUAUCUACCGGUUGCCACCCGAGGGGCCGUGCUGUAUUUUGUCCUUGCCGAUCUUGCCGUCAUCGACGUCAUGUACCAGUUCUCCCUACCCUGGUUCCAAGACAUGUUCCGCACCUGCAUCAACCUAGCUCACAAUGAUCCCUCUGACAGCCGGCCAUCCUCAGGGGGUGGGAGUGGCAAGCCACUGAGUGGGAGGAUCAGACCCUCCAGUGCCAGGAACAGCCCCGACUUAGCCAAGGGUGGCACAGCCGGAAGGGAGUCCCCGCUACCGAUGGCUGUCAAUCGCUCUCUGCUGAAAGGUCAUGAACUGACCAAGCAUCUGAUGAAGAUGGUCGACUAUCUCACUGGAAGUAUCUACAGAGUGGUCUCCAAAGCAUUGUUUGCCCACCACCAGUUGGUCUUCUCCUUCAUGCUGUGCACCAGCAUCAUGCGUUCCAACGCCCACGUCCUCGACUCCGCCCCCGGACCAGACAGCCUGACCCAGAUGGGCUGUAUCUCCUUGAAGGAGUGGCAAGUCUUUCUUCAGGGUGGGGUCCUAGCAGCUAGCAUGGAUCCGGAGAUCCUAGAGAAGCACGAUGGGUUGACUCCCAUGCAGCGUCUGGAAGCCACCAAUCGUGCCUCCAGCGCUCGGGUGACCAGCGCUACCUCCCGGCGUUCCUCCGUGUCCUCCGUGGACAGCCGGCCCAGCCAGACUGGAGGUUACACCUCCGUGCCUCCCAAGUGGAUUCCUGAGAAGGCCUGGCGGCAGUGCCAGUACCUGUCAGCUACCUUGGAGGCCUUCCAGGGCCUCUGUAUGUACAUCUUGAACUGCGUGGACCAGUGGCAGGCUUUCGCCAAGGCGGAGGAUCCUUAUAGGUUGAUGGCUAGCAGGUUUACGUCCCAGGACAAACAGACUGGCCCUGUUCCACCAGACGCUAACCGUUCCUUGGGUAGCCCCUUCAACUGGGAAGUCCUCCAGCCAUUCCAGCGUCUUAUUCUUAUCUCAGUGCUACGUCCUGACGCCUUGGUGUCAGCAAUCCGCUCUUUUGUGGAUGAUCUGAUGGGGAAUAAAUUCCUGUCAGCUGGUGGGUUUGACAUGAAGGAAGUGUUUGAUGAGUCCAGCGCUAAGCACCCUCUCAUAUUCAUCUUGUCACCGGGUGUGGACCCGACGUCGGAGCUGAUGCGAUUUGCCCGUGAGCAGCGUGGCAGUACCCUACAUGUAGACAUGAUCUCCUUGGGACGUGGCCAAGGUCCCAAGGCAGAGGAACUGAUUGCCAAGGCUCAGAUACUGAAGGGGCGAUGGGUGUUCCUGCAAAACUGCCACCUGGCGGCAUCGUUCAUGCCUAGGUUACAGGCCAUCGUUGAAGGUUUCAGUAAGCCCAAUGCUGACAUCGAUCCCCAGUUUCGGCUGUGGCUAAGCUCCAAGCCAGACCCGUGUUUCCCCGUUAGCAUCCUGCAGACUGGAAUGAAGAUGACGGUGGAAUCCCCCCAGGGUCUCAAGGCCAACCUCCUGCGUUCCUUGGCCAGCACUGUCUCAGAAGACAUGUGGGACAACCCCUCCCCGGGCCCUGCCUGGAGAGACCUGCUCUUUGGUCUCUGCUUCUUCAAUGCUGUCAUCAAUGAGAGGAGAAAGUAUGGAGCCUUGGGCUGGAACAUCACCUACGAGUUCAGCGCUUCUGACCUGGAGGUAUCCAUCCAAGUCCUGCAGCUCCUCCUGACCACCCACCAGGAUCCCCCCUGGGAAGCCCUCCGCUAUCUGACCGGUGAGGUGGCUUACGGAGGCCGAGUCACCGAUUCCUGGGAUAGACGCUGUCUCAUCAGCAUCUUGAAUUCCUUCUACUGCUCCGAGGCGCUCCAGCCAACUUACAGCUACUCUCCCGACAAGGUAUACCAUCCCCUGCCGAGCCGUUUCUCCUUAGCGGAGAGUCGUCAAUAUAUUGAGGGCCUACCGGACACUGAUUCUCCGGAGGUGUUUGGGAUGCACGCCAACGCCGAGAAGGCUUACAGAGAGAGCCAAGCUAAGAGACUAAUGGAUACGGUGCUCAGUGUACAGCCGAGACUGACAGCUCAGAUGAUUGGAACUGGAAAGAGUGACGACGAGAUCGUCUUGGAGCUUGCGGUUGACAUCCAGCACCAGCUCUCAGUCAGCAUCCAGGGGGAGGAGGAGAAAGACAUGGAGAGCAAGAAGGAGGCAGGGAGACGGGGGAGGUCCAACACCCAAGGCAUGUUCCCUGGACUGGGCUACGGGGGUACUGGCACAGGCUUUGGCACUGGUGCCAAGAAAGCGGCCGAAGCUAAAGCUGUUGUCCAAGAGGAUCCUUUCAGUCAGGAGCCAGAGGCCCCCUCAGCCCUGCUGACUGUCCUGAGACAGGAGCUGGAUCGCUUCAACAGACUUCUGUCUGUCAUCCACGGCAGCCUGGCGGCCCUGUGCUUGGCCAUCAAGGGUGAAGUUGUCAUGUCGGAGAUACUGGAGGAGAUGUAUAAGGCGUUACUGCAUCACAGGGUGCCCAAGACGUGGCAGCAAGCCGCCUAUGAGUCCUGCAAGCCCCUGGGUUCCUGGGUAGCCGACCUCCAGCGCCGGGUAGACUUCUUCGCCAAAUGGUCCGACCUGGUGUCGGAGGCCAAGGAACGCAAGGCCAAAGGUCAGAGCCAGCCCUCGGUGGAGCCGGCCGACAUUGACGCCCUACGGGAACAGCCUCGCAGCUUCUGGCUGCCGGGAUUUUUCUUUCCUCAAGGUUUCCUGACCGCCGUUCUUCAGAAUCACGCUCGCAGGGAAGGCGUGUCUGUCGAUUCAUUGACCUUUGACUUCAAGGUCAUGGCCGGGGUCGAUGACACGGAGGAGACACUCAGUAAUGUGGAGGAGCACAUCAAUGUCAGAGAAAAUGCCUUCAAGGGUGCCAGCCCACCGGCAGAUGGGGUACUGGUUUUCGGUCUGUUCCUUGACGGAGCACGCUUUGAUCUUGCUACCUACAUGCUCCAGGACUCCAGACCAGAGGAGCGAUUCUGCCGUUUACCCGAGGUCCACUUCAUCCCAGUACAGGCGUCUUUAGAAGGUGUCGCCCCACCCUCUGUCUCCUCAGCUGCACCCACCCCUAGCCCCGCCCAGGAAGAGGGAGGCAGUACCCCCUGGACCGGCACAUUGUACGAAUGCCCUCUGUAUCGGACCUCCCAGCGCGCUGGUACCCUGUCCUCCACUGGUCACUCUACCAACUUUGUCACUGCCAUCCAUCUGCCCACGUCGCAGCCGGCCGAUCUCUGGAUCACCCGAGGGGUGGCGUUGUUGUGCCAGCUGGAUGAUUGAAGAUAGCGCUGCUGUUCAGAUUAACCCAUCAGCACCUGUACUACAUUGUAUUACAUUGUAUUACAUUGUAUUACAUUGUAUUACAUUGUAUUACAUUGUAUUACAUUGUAUUACAUUGUAUUACAUUGUAUUA
Patiria miniata (bat star) is the source of this 15541-nucleotide messenger RNA. Its product is annotated as dynein heavy chain 6, axonemal-like. Gene Ontology annotation, biological process: microtubule-based movement. The record is from RefSeq and is a predicted model, not a curated record. The transcript is spliced from 88 exons. Gene Ontology annotation, cellular component: dynein complex. Lineage: Eukaryota; Metazoa; Echinodermata; Asteroidea; Valvatida; Asterinidae. Gene Ontology annotation, molecular function: dynein light intermediate chain binding; minus-end-directed microtubule motor activity; dynein intermediate chain binding. The coding region runs from base 166 to 15408 and encodes 5080 amino acids.